Messenger RNA from Archocentrus centrarchus (flier cichlid), 1619 nucleotides. It is a transcript of the gene tcn2, whose product is annotated as transcobalamin II. Gene Ontology annotation, biological process: cobalamin transport. The record is from RefSeq and is a predicted model, not a curated record. The transcript has 10 exons. Gene Ontology annotation, molecular function: cobalamin binding. Bases 93 to 1373 code for a protein of 426 amino acids. NCBI's taxonomy places the organism in Eukaryota, Metazoa, Chordata, Actinopteri, Cichliformes, Cichlidae.
UGACAGUGAAAUACUAGAAGCUGUUGUCCCAGCUCGUCGCUUCACUCGGCUGUGUCUUCACUUUGAACGAUCUGAGGAGCAGGUUAUCCAAAAUGCUAACUUUGGUCAUAAUCUCAGCGCUGCUUGUUUUUGCCUCUACCAAACCAUGUGAUACAGAAGGCUCCAACACUGAGCUGCUGCUUUCCCUCAACAAGAAUCUCCUUCGAUCUCUGGAGAACCAGGAGGGAAUUCCUAAUCCCAGUGUCCACUUGGCAUUACGCCUUUCCAAUAGCCACAACCUCGCCAAGGAGAGCGAACACCUCAACAGGCUGAAAAAUAAUUUACACAAUGAUAUCCAAAGCGCUCUCUCUAACAGUCAGCCUGUGUCUGGCCUGUUGGCACUCUACACUAUGGCUUUAAAGUCCUCCUGUCAUGACCUCAACACAGUCACCUUCACUGUUAAUGGGAGGAGUGAGACACUGCUGACACACCUGAAGAACCAGAUGGAACUAGAGAAAGAGCACAUUGCCUUCAGCCACCGCCCUUUGACCAACUAUUACCAGUACUCCCUGGGUGUGCUCGCUCUUUGUGUGAGUGGCAUCAGGGUCAACAACCAUGUUACCAAAAAGCUCAUCAAAGCAGCAGAACAUGAGCACUUCAAACAUGGAGAGUCUGAGAGUGUUGAUACAUAUGCCAUGGCUGGAAUGGCACUCCAGUGUGUGAAGGACUCUGGUUCUCACGUGCAGAAUGCUGCUGAGCUGGACACAGCUCUUAGCAAGAUCAAGCAGAAGCUUCUAGCUUCCCGCAGGCUUGAUGGUCAUAUUGGCAAUGAGUUCAGCACGGGUCUUGCAGUUCAAGCCUUGUUAGCAAUGGGCAGUGAGGUUGCAGAGUGUUCUGCCCCAAUGGAGGCCAUGAGGACGGCUGCCAGAAGCAACACAUACCACAACCCCAUGGCCAUAUCUCAGACUCUGCCUGCUCUCCAGCAAACUUCCUACAUGGCAAUUAAAAGCAAGGAGUGCCUCCAUGAGGAUAACACUCUGGUGCUUGAACCCAUAGAUCCUGUAGUGGUUUCACCAAGCCAGGCCAAAGUCACUGUGAUUGUGCAAGUGGUGACAUCCAACGGAGCGGCAGCACUUUACUCUGUGGAUGUGUCAAAGGGCAGCUCUCUGUUAGAGGCCCUUGAACUUCUCAAGGAGAAAGAUGUUGGCUUCACGUUUGAGAAGGAGUCCAGCUUGUGGGGAUCUUUCUUAAGUGUGGUGAAUGGAGAGCAGGCCAGACAAAGCGACCGCAGAUACUGGCACCUCUCCUCAGAUGGCACUGCACUCACUGAGGGUGUUGGUGAUUUCAAGAUUGAAGAGGCUCAAAAGAUCACCAUCAGAAACAUGAGCUACUGAUCUUCCAGCCAAUCAGUGAUUAGAUGAUCAGCAAUUUAAUCUUUAUUAACUAGUGAAGUGUCCGCUGGCAUCAUUUAUGACUAAAUCCCAUAGUGACUUCACAGAACGACUGCAUUUCAAGUAGAUUUGAAGAUUGAACAAAAGUGUAAUUGAGAACUACUUAAACAGAGUUUGUGUAAAUUGACAAACUUUUUUAUGAUUUUUUUUUUUAAUUACUGUGAAAUAUUUAUUAAAUAUCUUUUGUGA